AUGAAACAGUUAGAGACACUUGACCUCUCUUGCAACCAUCUUCAAGGUUCUAUUCCUCCAAGUAUAACUUCUCUAACUUUGUUGAGUCAUUUGAACCUGUCAAAUAAUAAUUUGUCUGGACCAAUCCCAUUGACAAAUCAGUUCCAAACAUUCAAUGAUCCAUAUAUUUACGAGGGUAACCCAGGACUUUGUGGAUCACCACUACCAACCAUGUGCGCAGACUCGGUGUCUAAAGAUGGAGGAACAACGGACAAGGAUGCAGAUCAAGAUGAGUCCGACAAGUUCUGGUUUUAUGUAAGCAUGGGGUUGGGAUUCAUUGUGGGAUUUUGGGCAGUUUGUGGCAGUUUGGCAAUAAACAAGUCUUGGAGGCACUCCUAUUUUCGGUUCCUGGACCAUGUGAAAGAUAAGUUCCUCUUUUUCAUUGCAAUGAAUAUGGCUCUUUUGCCAAGGCGUCAACCAAGCCUCACUGUUCAAAAGCAAAUGGAUAGCAGAAGAACAGCAUUUGAUCCACUUGUUUUUCUACUUUUCCUUGUUUUACUGGCUAAAGCAGAUCUUGUUCUAGCCAUAUGGUCUAAUUCUAGUGAUGGAAAUUCUACUAUCGGUUGCAUCAAGAAGGAGAGACGCUCUUCUUACAUUCAGACAAGUUACCUGGAUCUACAUGGCAAUGACUUCCGAGGAAUUAAUAUUCCAAACUUUGUGGGUUCUUUGAGGAAUUUGAGAUACUUGGAUCUCUCAGGAUCAUCAUUUUCUGGAAUGGUUCCUUCUAAUCUUGGGAACCUCUCAAAGUUGCUAUAUCUUGAUCUAAAUCCAGAUUUUUCUUCGGGAAAUCUUUGGUUAUCGGAUCUGUACUGGCUUCCUAACCUUUCUUCUCUGCAGUAUCUAAAUUUAGGAAGCGUGAACAUAAGCAAAGCAGCUAAUCAUUGGCUGCAAACUCUAUAUUAUUUCAACUCUUCUUCAAUUAUUCAAUGGUGGUUUAAUAUCACUACUCUCACAGACCUCAAACUUAGCAUGUCUAAUCUUAGAGGCCCAAUUCCUGAGGUUGCCAGGGGAUGUCUAUGCAAUUUGCAUACUUUUGAUCUAUCCGGCAAUUAUGAUAUUAAUGGUGAUAUAAAUGGAAUUGUGGACGCUUUAUCCGGAUGUAGUAAUGUUAGCCUAGAGGUUUUAGACUUGAGUAGUAACCAACUUAGAGGGAAUUUGCCAAAUUCUCUUGGAUACCUCAAACAUUUGAGAUACCUUUUUCUUUAUUCAAACUUGUUUUCUGGUCCAAUUCCACCAUCCCUUGGAGAUUUGACACAUUUGGAAAAACUGGACCUUUCUAACAAUCUUUUGAAUGGGACUGUCUUGGAAAGUAUAGGACAGCUUGCUGAGCUAGAGAGCCUAGAACUUUUUUCAAAUUCCUGGGAAGGCAUCAUAACUGAAAUUCAUUUCAUGAAUCUUACGAAAUUAUCAGUAGGUCCAGCAUUCCCCUUAUGGCUUAAAAGUCAAACAAAUCUGGGGGUUUUAACUCUUGGUGGAACUGGAAUUUCAGACAUAUUACCUGAUUGGUUUAGUAAAUUUCUUCCAUCGAUUGGGGAAUUAGACCUUUCUAGGAACAACUUAAGAGGAGAUCUUUCUAGUGUCUAUUUUCCUUCAUCCCUAUGGUUAGCUGGCUUCAAAGUUCCAGAAUUCUAUUUCAAAUUACAACCCACAGAACAACAAUUCUACCCCGAGUACAUGGAUUUGGUUACCAAGGGAAGACAAAAUGAGUACACCGAUGAUCAAACUUCGAUAGUAAAAGCGUUUAAUCUUUCAAGAAAUAAUGUCUCGGGUGAAAUCCCAGCGGCUUUGACUAAUCUUUCGAAAUUGGGAACUCUAAAUUUGUCACGGUCCCAGUUGACAGGAAAUAUACCGGAUAACAUUGGAGACCUGAAGAGUUUAGAGACUCUUGAUCUCUCAUGCAACCAUCUUGAAGGUCCACUUCCUACAAGCAUGGCUUCUCUAACUUCAUUGAGCCAUUUGAACCUGUCAAAUAACAACUUGUCUGGACCAAUUCCAUUAACCAACCAGUUCCAGACCUUCAAUGAUCCAUCGAUUUACGAGGGUAACCCAGGACUUUGUGGAUCACCACUACCAACCAUGUGCUCAAGUCACAGCCUACGAUGA
This is a messenger RNA of Ziziphus jujuba (common jujube), 2142 nucleotides long. RefSeq names its product receptor-like protein EIX2. Gene Ontology annotation, molecular function: protein binding. The transcript has 6 exons. NCBI's taxonomy places the organism in Eukaryota, Viridiplantae, Streptophyta, Magnoliopsida, Rosales, Rhamnaceae. The record is from RefSeq and is a predicted model, not a curated record. The coding region runs from base 1 to 2142 and encodes 713 amino acids.